AUGGACGCACAUUAUCAAGGACCAGGCCACAGGUUGGGGGGAUGUGUCAGGGCCGGUGGUGUCCUCAGCCCCCAGUCUGAUGGAGGGGUAUGGGGGCUGGAUGGAGACGAGGGGGCUGGCACAGGGGUGGACAGCGCCAUCUUCCAGGUCCCAUGCAUAGGGAAGAUCAUCCACAACGGUCCUGACAAGUUUAGAGGACUGCCACCCUCACUAUCAGACAGCGAGGGGGGUGGGGGCAAGACCCAGGUGAUGGGGGAGAUCAAGGUGGCUCUGAAGAAGGAGGUGAAACAAGAGGGAGACCAGCUGAUCCUGGAAGUCCUACAGUGUAGAAACAUCACUUACAAAUUCAAGAGCCCAGACCACCUACCAGAUCUCUAUGUGAAGCUGUAUGUGGUGAACGUGGCGACUCAGAAGAGGAUUAUCAAGAAGAAGACCAGAGUGUGUCGUCACGACAGAGAACCCUCCUUCAACGAGACCUUUAGGUUCAGCCUCAACCCCACCGGACACUCCCUGCAGUUGUUCCUGGUGUCUAACGGGGGUAAGUUUAUGAAGAAGACCCUGAUAGGAGAGGCCUACAUCUGGCUGGACAAGGUGGACAUGAGGAAGAGGGUGGUCAGCUGGCACAAGCUGCUGGUCAGCUCCACACACAACCAGUCAUGAGAGGUCAACUUGAGAGGACACCGAGGGGUCAACCAGAGGUCAGUGAAGAUCAAUGAAUACUUAUGGUCAAUGGCUGUUCUUUGUCAAGACGAGGAGGAGGAGUUGAGUUACACAGUGCCCUUCAUCCCCUUUGUGUUAUUCUGUAUGGAAAGAAAAGA
Messenger RNA from Salmo salar (Atlantic salmon), 818 nucleotides. The record is from RefSeq and is a predicted model, not a curated record. NCBI's taxonomy places the organism in Eukaryota, Metazoa, Chordata, Actinopteri, Salmoniformes, Salmonidae.